This is a messenger RNA of Echinococcus granulosus, 2925 nucleotides long. RefSeq lists its product as hypothetical. The transcript is spliced from 19 exons. The coding region runs from base 1 to 2925 and encodes 974 amino acids. Lineage: Eukaryota; Metazoa; Platyhelminthes; Cestoda; Cyclophyllidea; Taeniidae. The record is from RefSeq and is a predicted model, not a curated record.
AUGGAGUUGUGCAGAGGUAUCGGAAGUCGACAAGACAGUGGUUUUUCUGAUAUUAUCGCACGGAGUAGCAUCAUGGGAGAGGUCAGCGAUACCAGUCUUCAAGACUCUCUGUUGCAGUCAUCCCCGAUCGGAUUUCGAUCUCCGGUGCCAAGGUCACUCAAUCAGCAGGACGCCUUGAGAUUGUGGCGGCCACUUCAUCGGCUGCCCGACUUCCAACAAAUCACUUCUCGGGGCGCUUUGCCCAUUAACCCAAACCGUUCUUUCAGGCCAAGAUCAGCGCCAUUGGUAAUAGAUAGGUUCUCGUUGCCGGAGGAGGAUGAAGAGCAGGAUAGGGAGCAGGUGGAUGACGAAAUCGCGGAUCAUGAGCAUCACCAUCGCCAUCAUUAUACUCAGCACCAGCAGCAGCAACAAUCGAUUAAUCACCGUGAUCACUCACCUCCCCCACCUGUCGUUUUUAUCCCUCGUGAUCGAAGGAGAGCAGGAGCUCUCCUUGCGGAUAUGUGUCGAUGCCUUGGACGAAAUUCAGCGAGGCGCCAAUCGGUUGAUAUGCGAUCCGUGUCGACGCAGACAUCUAUUUCGCCCUUAGAGGCGUGUCCACGACCCACUCCACACAGACGUCUGCUAUCUGUGAGGCCUCAGUCCGCACCGCUGCAGGAAGAGGAGGAGGGAGUGGAGAACGUGGAGAGGGUGGCAACAGAGGAGGCCGUGAAGCCCUGGGGACACCAUCACCACCACCACCACCACCAGCUACUCACCCCGCCUGUCACUGCUACCACUGUCUCUACCACCGGUUCGUGCUGCCGCUUCUGUGUGCAUUCACAACGCCAACUGUCAUCUGCAAAUUCGUCGCGUUCCUCGUCGGUAUUUGUGUUUGGAGAAGACCUUCUCGAACUGAUGGGUGACUGUGGAAUCUCCUCCAGCCCGUGCUGCAGGACCCAGGAUGCAGAACCUCCACCAGCGCCUACAUCAGAGGCGGUUGCGGAUUCUUCACCAGACCCUGAGAUGAUGCAUGAGAUGUCUGCCUACCUUGAAGUACCCCAGUCCCAACGACCUACCUACAUCCGUCUCAGAUCCGCCUCCGCUCCCAUCGAUGAUAAUGACAGCGAGGACGCUCCACAACAUUUACAACGUCUCAUACGACGGCGACCGCGUCGUUAUUCCUACAACUACGAGAAUCUAGUCAGUAUCGCCCAACGCAUCGCGAAUGCAGGCGAUGCCUUUGAUUUUGAGCAUCGACAGAGCAACAGCAGUACCGCAUCGUUUUUUGAGUUGGGCAGAAGCACCAGUUCCCUCCAAUGGAUUUCCUCCAGUUUAGCUGACCUUAUGGCUCGACCAAUCGGAGCACUGCGGAACCUGUGGACUUCAGGACCGUUACCGUCACCAAAGGUGCCAGGUUAUUUGCGGAAGAUUGAGUUAAAGAAACGUGAAAACAACGGCAAAAGUCGACGAUUUCUGGAGUCUCUUGUAAUUUCCUGCGUCAGUUGCAGAUCUGCGUCCCUCCAGAUUGCAUGCUGUGAAGCAAAUGUACGACGCCGUGACCUUGGACAACCAUUUGUAGAAUCGCGCGACAUACAGAAUCCUCGCGACGAAUCAGUAAAUAAAAUGGUACAUUCCGCCCAACCGGAUGAAACACUCGUCAAAUUUCUCAAAUUUAUUCAACUUGAGGAGUGCUUGGAUAUUUUAAAUGAGGAAUUGAAUGUUAAAAGUUUUGCAGACUUGAAGAAAUUAAAAGAAGAGUCACUACAACCAUUACUACGGGGACCCGCAACCAAACGGCUUCUGGAAAAGUAUCGAGGUUAUAAAAAAAAACAAAAGGAACCAAAACCAUCCAAAAUGCGUCCUUUGUCUGAAUUUCUUGCGGAACUAAAAUUAGGAUCUACGGAAGAUGACUUGAGAAAAAAACUUUAUGUUACAUGCGUUGAACACUUGAAGUUUGCAACUCACGCUGAUCUAGAAGAGUUUAUGGAUAAGGAGUCUGCGAGGAAACUCCUAAAGGCCUAUUCAAAAGAAAAGCAGAAGAAGAAGAUAGAAAAGGCCACUACAGCAACCCAAAACUUUUUUAAACCUCUCAGUGAGUGCAUAAAGGUUUCAGUGCAACAAGUACUCACCCUCCGGAUAAACACGAAUUCUAAAGUAAAGGUGGACCCAACCCCGGAGAAGUCAAAGACUUCAGAUUCAGGGCUUCCAGCCCUGCCUACAAAACAAAUAACAGACUCAAAGCCCCAAUCUCAUGAUGAUAAACCCCCUCAACCGGAGAUAAAACUCGCUAAUCAAGGUGUCCAUCUUCCACAGAUUCCCCCAGAAAACGAAUGCAACAUACCAACACGACCACCAAACAGUCCCACUGUCUCUUCAUCUGGUCCAUCUGCACCACCGGAAUCAUUAGCCAACGGAAGUGCUCCUCAGUCUCCUCAACUCCCACUCUCCUCAAGGUCACCACGGCCAUCUGCAUUACCGGUCGAUUGGGUGCUCGUAAAAGGAGAUGAUGUCGACAAAGAGUUGGCAAAUAUGGAUGAAGAACCUGAAUCCGAAUCAGAAUUGACGGUGCCAGAUUUCUUCGCCGUCGCUCGUGGUAGGGAGGCGUGGCAGACGUUCAGUUCUCUAAUCAUCACGGAGGAAGAUAUUGCCGCUGUACGACAGUGUCUAGGGUUAAUGGAGUCGCCCGACACGGAUGUGAGUGAGGCGUUGCACUUCGUCCGCGAAAAACAGACCCUAUCACCGUUCUAUUUUCAGCGUCCGCCACCUGAGACGACUUCCAACAUUCCUACAGAAUGGCACCACAAAACGGCAGCCCAAAUGGUGCGGCUCAGGCACCUCUACGGCCUCGCAGUGCCAUACACUCUGCAGCAGUGUUUUAGAGCCCUCGUCGAGGUCGACUGGAACAUCGAAGAAGCUCUGAAUCUCCUGCCUUGGUUAGGAGAUUAA